Vicia villosa (hairy vetch) is the source of this 1533-nucleotide messenger RNA. RefSeq lists its product as uncharacterized. The transcript has 2 exons. Gene Ontology annotation, molecular function: protein binding. Bases 33 to 563 code for a protein of 176 amino acids. Lineage: Eukaryota; Viridiplantae; Streptophyta; Magnoliopsida; Fabales; Fabaceae. The record is from RefSeq and is a predicted model, not a curated record.
ACCGCCAGCAACCGGAACCAAAAGAUGGUUGUAUGGAGCUCGAAGGCGAAGAUGGUUCCAAAUUCCCGUUGGAAAGUGGCGACAAAGCAUUGUUCGGACGAGGUUCUGGUUUCAAUACCGACGACCAUACUGUUUCCCGUCGUCACGUUUCAUUCCAACUCAAUGAGUCCGAGUCCGAGUCAGAGGCUUCUAGGGUUUCAUUCCAAGUCAUCGGCACAAACCCCAUUUGGGUUUUGAAGAACAGCGACAAAACGCUUAACCUCUUCAAGAAGUUCGAUAUGGGUCAAUUGGAACUCGGAGACCGUUUCUGCUUGUCCGGGAAAACACCCAUUUGGUUCAAAUUGAACAAAGCUCAAGUUUCUGAAACUCAGAUUGAGUUUGACCAACUUGAUAUUUCACAAAUUGAUCCUGUUAAAGAGUUUGGCUUUCUUGUGAUGAGACAUGAGUUUGACAGAUAUCCGAAGGGAAUGAUCCGGAAUGUGGAGAAUUGGAACUGGUUUCUUGAUGAGCCUAGCAAAGAAAGUGAGGAUGAGGAUGAAGAUGAUUUUGAGGGGAUGAAGUAAAAGAGGGGAAAGCGGAAAGUAUUUAAAGACGAUGAGGACGACGAGUGGACUGGUGAUAGUGAAGAUGAUGAAGACCUUGUUGCUAAGACGGGGAAAGGUAAGAAACCUGUGUACUCCACAAGGUCUAGAGACAAAGGAGAAGCUAAAAGAAAGAAAACAUCUAGUGUCAACAAAACCGUUGAAGAAGAAGAAGAUGAUAAUGAUAAUGAUAAUGAUGAUGAUGAAGAUGAUGAUGAUGAUGAUGAGACACUAGGAGGUUUCAUUGUUACCGAUGAAGAAGAUGAUGAGGAGGAACAGGACAAUGACGAAGAUGCGGAGGAAGAGGAAGAGUUUGAAGAAGAUGACGAUGAUUGAUGCUGUGGCGGGUUAUAAAUUCAUGGGAGAAAAUCGACAUCCUUCUGGAAACCGAGUGUUGUGGCCUUAUGAUGUUAAUAUGCAGUCAUCUAGUGACACAAGUAGUUUUCACUUUUCAACAUGAUAACAUCAAUUUGGUUGUUUUUUUGUGAUGUUCUGAUGGAUUGUUGUAUGUUUAGGACUAUAUUCAAUGUAUGAAGCUGGUUAUGAACUCUAAACAUCUUCUUUUCUCUUCAUUUUCAACCCAUCAAAGAACACAUAAAUUAUUGUCCAAAAAAAAAGAACACAUAAUGACAACUUAGAUAUUCUGAGCAAAAUUAUUUGUCAAGGGACCAUUUAAAACCCAAAUCUUGGUUGUGAUUUCUAUAAAAACAGCAACAAAACUUUAGAUACAUUUUGGUCUCUUUAAUUUUGGGCGGAUUCAGUAUUUCAACCACAUAAAAAGAACCUAGUCCUUCCAAAAUUAGUGGGAAACUAAAAUCAUAUUGUGAGUGUUGUGAGGGAGAAAAUGAGAAAAAUUUUGAGUAUAAAGAAAUUUGUUUAGACUAUAUUUAAUAUAUUUAUAGCAUGUUUGGUUUACCUUCUGUAGCAACCUGCCUAAAAAUUUAGCUUUUAG